Messenger RNA from Gadus chalcogrammus (walleye pollock), 1356 nucleotides. It is a transcript of the gene fbp1b, whose product is annotated as fructose-1,6-bisphosphatase 1b. The transcript is spliced from 8 exons. Gene Ontology annotation, biological process: sucrose biosynthetic process; fructose metabolic process; fructose 6-phosphate metabolic process. Gene Ontology annotation, molecular function: fructose 1,6-bisphosphate 1-phosphatase activity. NCBI's taxonomy places the organism in Eukaryota, Metazoa, Chordata, Actinopteri, Gadiformes, Gadidae. Gene Ontology annotation, cellular component: cytoplasm; cytosol. The record is from RefSeq and is a predicted model, not a curated record. Bases 93 to 1106 code for a protein of 337 amino acids.
AUAGCGUGAGCGCUGAACUUCGUCUCCCUUACUUGACGCAAAGCCAGGGCCAGUUCUCCCAGUCACCAAGGUUUACCAGCAGCAGCAUCGAUAUGUCCGACAAGGGGGCCUUCGACACCAACGUGGUGACCCUGACCCGGUUCGUCCUGGAGGAGGGGAGGAAGGCGCAGGGCACCGGGGAGCUCACCACCCUGCUUAACUCCAUCUGCACCGCGGUGAAAGCAAUCUCCACCGCUGUGAGGAAGGCAGGCAUCGCUAACCUCUAUGGCAUCGCUGGGAACACUAACGUGACUGGUGACCAGGUGAAGAAGCUGGACGUGCUGUCCAAUGACCUGGUCAUCAACAUGAUCAAGUCCUCCUUCACCUCCUGUGUGUUGGUGUCAGAGGAGGACGAGAAGGCCAUCAUUGUGGAGCCAGACAAGCAGGGUAAAUACAUUGUUUGUUUCGAUCCUCUGGACGGCUCGUCAAACAUUGACUGUCUCGUAUCAAUCGGAUCAAUCUUUGCCAUCUAUAGAAAAACCACAGACGGCGCGCCCAGCGAGAACGACGCCCUGCAGCCCGGGAGAAAGAUGGUUGCUGCGGGUUACGCCUUGUACGGGAGCGCCACCAUGAUGGUGCUCUCAACCGGGCAAGGGGUCAACUGCUUCAUGCUGGACCCGUCCAUCGGUGAGUUUAUACUCACUGACAAAGACGUGAGGAUCAAGAAGAAGGGAAAGAUCUACAGUUUGAACGAAGGAUACGCACAGCAUUUCAACCCUGAUGUCACUGAGUACCUGCAGAAGAAGAAGUACCCAACGGACGGCUCUGCUCCAUACGGCGCUCGCUACGUGGGCUCCAUGGUGGCCGACGUCCACAGAACUCUGGUCUAUGGAGGAAUCUUCCUGUACCCCGCCAACGUCAAGAGCCCCAAAGGCAAGCUCAGGCUGCUGUAUGAGUGCAACCCCAUGGCCUUCAUCAUCGAGCAGGCAGGGGGGCUAGCCACCACGGGCAGCGUGAGCGUGCUGGACAUCCAGCCCACCAACAUCCACGAGAGGUGUCCCGUGGUGCUGGGCUCCCCCGACGACGUGCAGGAGUACCUCGCCAUCUUCAAGAAGCACGUGAAGUGAGGAGAACCGUGGAGCGGUAACGAGGAAAAUUAACACAAAGGACUCCAGCAGCACCUUCUCUGUGCCCCAGCUCCUCCGCAUCGACCGGCUGAUGAAGGCACAAAGGGAAAUCAGGAGCGAUUGUACGCAAUUGUGAAAGCUCAAUGGGUCCAUGGGGACUGAUAUGUUGUGUUCCUAUAAAUGUGAAUGUCUGAGUGCUAUUUAUCGAGACCUAGUAUCAGAUACCCAUUCAGUUGUUUUUCUUUUUUUU